AGACCAUGAAAAUACAGCUUCGAGCUUGCUGCAGGAUCACUAUCUUGAUUCAUCUUGGAGAACUGAUAACAGUCUCCCGUGGACGUUGGACAGCAGCAUUAGUGAAGAAAACAGGGCUGUCAUUGAGAAAAUGUUGCUGGAAGAAGAAUAUUAUUUAUCUAAUAAAUCAAUUUCUGAAAAAAUAUGGCUCAAUCAAAAGGAAGUGGAGAAAAGAUCUAUGAAAAGCCCACAUAAGAAAACUGGAAAAGUCAUGGUGCGAUCACCUACAAAAUCAGCUAGCUACUCAUUAAAGUGGACAUCAGGAGAAAAAGAACUGUUUGAACAAGGACUGGUGAAAUUUGGCCGCCGGUGGACAAAAAUUGCCAAGUUGAUUGGAAGUCGUACUGUUCUACAGGUGAAGAGCUAUGCUCGGCAGUAUUUUAAGAACAAGGCAAAAAAUGGUGAUUCUGAAAAAGAAGAGCAAAGUCAGUGUGGUAGCAGUCUUCCCAUUGAAGAUGGGAUAAGGGUAGAAGCGUGGUCGUCUGGAAACUUGAGAGGCCGUGCAGACCCCAACCUGAACGCAGUGAAAAUUGAAAAGCUGUCAGACGAUGAGGAAGUAGACAUAACUGAUGACAUGGAUGAACUACUUUCUCCUACCUUCCAGCAAGAAACUGGAAAAUCUGAAUUAUCUGUUAUUUCAAAAAGUCCAGUUGAAGAAACGAAAGGCAUGGAACAUGUUUUUUCAUCUGUUGGACACAGUUCUGCAAUUUCUUUACCUAAAGAAGAUCCUCAAGAUACCAAGCAAGAUACAGUGGAUGCAUUAGUAUUUCCAGGUGUUGCAGCAACAUGUUCUCAGCACCUGAAUGGUGAUAAAUCUGUGAACUUAGAUUACCAGCAAUACAAUAAUUUUAUUGAGAAAGCUGAACAAGGCAGGCUAGUAACAUCUCGUGGUACUAGACAAGUGACUGAUCAGGAGCUUAAUGAGGAACAGAGAGACCUGGCUGAUAAUGGAUUGCUUUUUCCUUCUCUCUGCCAAGUGGAUGAAGAUCAUCAAGAAGAAGCAGAGGAGCUUAAGCCACCUGAUCAAGAAGUGGAGGUUGACAGAAGCAUCAUUCUGGAAGAAGAAAAGCAAGCUAUUCCUGAAUUUUUUGAAGGGCGCCAGGCCAAAACACCAGAGCGUUAUUUGAAAAUUAGGAAUUAUAUUUUGGAUCAAUGGGAGAGAUGUAAACCCAAAUACCUGAAUAAGACUUCAGUACGUCCAGGCCUUAAGAACUGCGGUGAUGUUAACUGCAUUGGACGGAUCCACACAUACUUGGAAUUAAUAGGAGCAAUUAACUUCGGCUGUGAACAGGCUGUCUAUAACCGACCCCAACCAGCUGAUAAAACACGGUCCAAAGACGGCAAAGACACAGUGGAAGCGUACCAGCUUGCUCAGCGCUUGCAGUCCAUGCGUACAAGAAGACGGCGAGUGCGAGACCCUUGGGGAAACUGGUGUGAUGCAAAGGAUUUGGAAGGACAGACAUUUGAGCAUUUGUCUGCUGAAGAAUUAGCAAGAAGAAGAGAGGAAGAAAAACUGAAACCUGCAAAAUCUUCUAAAGGUUCAAGACAAAUAAAAAGUUCCUUUGAUCCCUUUCAGCUGAUACCAUGCUGUUUAUUCACUGAAGAAAAACAGGAACCUUUUCAGGUGAAAGUGUCUUCCGAAGCACUUUUAAUAAUGGAUUUGCACUCUCAUGUGUCUAUGGCAGAAGUAAUCGGGCUACUAGGUGGAAGAUACUCUGAAGCUGAUAAAAUUGUAGAAGUUUGUGCAGCAGAGCCGUGCAAUAGUCUCAGUACGGGACUGCAGUGCGAGAUGGAUCCAGUAUCUCAAACACAGGCCUCGGAAACGCUGGCUGCCAGAGGAUACAGUGUUAUUGGAUGGUACCAUUCCCACCCGGCCUUUGACCCCAACCCCUCAAUACGAGAUAUUGACACUCAAGCUAAAUACCAGAGUUAUUUCUCCAGGGGUGGUGCCAUGUUCAUUGGAAUGAUUAUAAGUCCUUACAACCGAAAUAAUCCUCUUCCGUAUUCUGAGAUUACUUGUCUAGUAAUUAGCGAUGAGAUCAGUUCUGAUGGUUCCUACCGCCUGCCCUACAAAUUUGAAGUACAGCAGAUGUUGGAGGAACCUCAGUGGGAAUUAAUAUUUGAAAAAACGAGAUGGAUAAUUGAAAAAUACAGAUUCUGCCAUAGCAGUGUCCCCAUGAAUAAAAUUUUUCACAGAGAUUCUGACCUGACUUGUUUGCAGAAACUUUUGGAGUGCAUGAGGAAGACUUUGGGCAAGGUAACAAAUUGCUUCAUUGCUGAAGAGUUCUUGACUCAGAUAGAAAACUUAUUCCUUUCCACAUACAAGAGUGAGAAAAAGAGUAAUGCCGAAGAAAAUGAGAAUGAAUGUUCAAAUGAAUUGCCAAUGUGA
Molecule: messenger RNA, 2428 nt
Organism: Fulmarus glacialis (Northern fulmar)
Lineage: Eukaryota; Metazoa; Chordata; Aves; Procellariiformes; Procellariidae
Gene: MYSM1
Product: Myb-like, SWIRM and MPN domains 1
Exons: 19
Biological process (GO): double-strand break repair
Cellular component (GO): BRCA1-A complex; BRISC complex
Molecular function (GO): polyubiquitin modification-dependent protein binding; metallopeptidase activity
Source: RefSeq, a predicted model, not a curated record